Messenger RNA from Porites lobata, 3707 nucleotides. The record is from the annotation of a GenBank genome assembly. NCBI's taxonomy places the organism in Eukaryota, Metazoa, Cnidaria, Anthozoa, Scleractinia, Poritidae.
AUGAACGAGAUAGCAAUGUCAAAACUAUCAGAGGGUGAUAUUUCCCAGAAUAACGUCUGGAAAGGAAGUAAGUCUUCAGCAGAGAUGUGGCGGGAGUUUGUUGAUAACACAACACUGCAUGGUAUCCGCUACGUGUUCAUGAAACGUCACAUUCUCGUGCGCUUAAUCUGGCUUGUGUUACUGCUGACCUCUGGAGGAUAUUACAUUUUUACAGUUUACAGAGCGUUCAAUAAAUUCUUCGAUCGUCCAAUUAACACCGUAAUAAGCAGAAAAAUUGUUAAAGAAAUGGACUUCCCUGCGGUGACAAUCUGCUCUCUUAAUCUUUUUGAAAAGAGAAAAGUUUUGAUGACUGAUGACAACCCACUUUUUGCAUCCAGCGGAUUAAACAUCAGCUCAUGCGCUGUGACAGCAAGUGUGCGAGGCAAUCGUCCCUGUGGAUUGUCUCUAAUUUGCUGUUGUGUUUUUACCGAGGAUAUAAACGACGCAUUAGUUAUCCCCAACUGUACGCAGGAGUAUAGACAAGAUCUUUUAAAUGUUAUUCAGAACAGUUCUCAUCGUCCGGACCUUGAGGUCUUGUAUAUGCACUAUAGCCAAAACUUAAGUUCUCUCGCCGGACCACGCUGUAACUUUGGUUGGCAAAACACACCUUGCACAUUGAACGACUUUGUUCCCAUGGUAACGGAUUGGGGAAUGUGCUACACCUUCAAUUCAGGAGUUGAUGGCAAACCAAAUAGAAAAGUGGACGCUGGCGGAGUUUCAUCGGGGUUGGCUUUUAUUCUCGACGCAAAUGUAGGCGAAUAUACUCAAGGAAAGUUCUCAGAGGGAUUCAAGGUGUUGAUUCAUGGGCAGGGCGAGUACGUUGAUCAAUGGGAAGGAAUCAACGUAGGACCAGGACAGCAUGUUGUGAUAGCUCUCUCAGAGAAAAGGGUAAAAUACUGAGUAAUCCAUUGUGAUGAUAUAUUUUUAUUGAACGUGUGUUUUAAGAGUCAGAUAAACUGUAAAUGGCCACAACAUCCUGGACUCUUACCCAUGGGUGAUUAAUUCUCGGGAAUGUCUACAUUCGUGUUCGGGCACUUUUUGUUUUUACUGUAAACAGUCACCCUUUUUUUUUUUUUUUUUUGUUCAAUGAUCUUAUGCCGUUUUAACGUGAAUUAGUAAACUGCAGACCAAAAAAUGCUGGUGACUGCCCGUAUUAGUCCUGAAGAAAAAAUAGAAUGAACGACCCGAAGCUGAUCCUGGUUUCAGUAGCAUGAGUGACAGGAGGGGGUGGGAGGGGACGUUAAUUCAUCACAGGGUCACCAACAACAACAUGUCCCCUGUACAGUGGAACCUCGAUAAAACGAAGGGCCAAGGGACUGGCAAAAUAUGUUCGCUAUACGGAGGUUUCGUUUUAUCAAUAAAAGUUCGUUAUACCGACGACUUCGUUAUAUAGAGGUUUGUUAUAUCGAGGUUCCUCUGUGCCCAUUGAAACACUUGAGCUGAAUAGAGAAGGCAAGAAGAAACGAUUGGCUUGAUCAGGCAAGCAACGUGAUGGGUUCCCAUGUUAAACCUUGAUCAAUUCAUCAAGAAAUUAAAUGCUAUGAAAGUCCAAUUGUUCAUUUUAAUACUUAGCCCUGCUCAACAGUAUUUUCCUUGAAAAACGAUCCAUGUCUUCACUAUUCCCAUUAAAAGAAAAACACAACUUCGCGGACGCAAGAAAAAACAGAUCUCCUCCAAAUCCAUUUUGUAAACCUUAUUAACACAACACAUUUUUUCAGUUUAAGAACUUGGAGAAGCCAUAUCAUACUAACUGCAGCACGAGAACAUUAAAAACGUUCAAAACGUAUACAUCUGAAGGAUGCAUGUUUGAGUGUGGAGCUGAAAACACGAUCAAAAGGUGCGGGUGUAGACCUGCCGGAUACAGAGGUAUAAUGAUAUCAUUAUUUUGCCCUGGAUUCCAAAUAAUUUGCAAAUCAGGUCCUUCGUAGCUGAUGGCUUUGCUUUCCCACUUUCUACGAAAAACCUCUUUUUUAAUCAAAUUUCCAUAGCCCUUUCGGUAAACUGACCCCCAAGUCACACCCAUUAUGUACUGGAUGUAAGAAAAUUCCACGCAUCUCGUUUGGCCCUUUUUUAAAAAACCAGGUGAUCGUCUUUACCUAGCUAAUAAGAUUUUGAACUUGUGAGUUUGGCCAACCAAUAAAACUGCAAUAAAAACUGUCCCCAUUUAGCCCAAACCGACUACUGUUUAGGGACUUUUCCACCAACGCUGGUUUUUGCUUUAGUUUUCUUUUUUUGGUGUUGCUUCAUCUUGUUUGUUUGUUUGUUUCGAAAAAAUGUGGACAGGUCCUCAGUCAUUGUUAUACCUUUCCAAAUAAAUCAAAGCUGCACUAUCACAUGCAUACACAUCUUUAUUUAAUUCUACACAUUUCUAAACUCUUUACUUGAAAAAGCUGUUGUUUAUGUUGUGUAUUGUCCUUAUUAUAAGGUGCUCCCCAAGCUCAUACUUGUGGAUCAACAACAGAACUAAAUUGUGUUCAACAGGUAGAUGGUGAGUAGGCAUUUAUUAGGAGAACAUAUAAAGGCGGGAAAUGUUUCAAGAUAUUGUUAGACUCAAACUGUUUUUUAAGAAGCACAAAAAAGUAAAUGAUUGUGUAAGCUAUUGAAAGUCAUGUUAUUGAACAUUAUUUACAAGCAAUAACAGCGCUUGCCCAAACUGCAUUUACACUUGCAAAAGCAAGAUCCAGAAAAUGAUUAAAAAAGGGAUACGAGAGUUCAUGCUUGAGUUCGACCUCGAAACAGAGUCUUCCGGAGCUCAUGUGUUUUCCUUCUUUCAAAACGUGCAAGUUAAUCUCGUUCGUUAGAUGUAAAAAAUCGUCAAUAAGCCAGUAUUUGCCAGCCUUUCGACUCAUUCAUAGCUGAGUGCACAUAUUCUAAACAAAAUGUACUGGCAUUGAGAAUUGUAUCGUCACAGUAGAAUUGACCAACCUUUAUCUUUGACUAUGUAGCUGCGUUAGACGAGGAGUUCUGCGGAUGCCAAGUUCCUUGCUCCCAGACUAAGUAUACUACCGAGGUGUCGUAUUCGAAGUUUCCAGAUCCUGGCACUGCAGAAUCCCUUAUGACGACUGGUUACUAUCCUAACAUACAGUACCAAAGGUAAUGAACAAAGAUGACAAAUGUUAUCCAUCUGAAAUGUGCGCGCAAGCAGUAUAGGACCGGUUAGAGACAUUUUUAAUUUGCGGGAAAUUAUAUAAACGCAGCUCGCGUCAUAGCCUUUAGUUUUUACCUCAUGAAUUAGACAAUGUUUUUUUUUUUUCAGGGAUAAUCUCGUGUUUCUGCAAGUGGGAUUCAAGUCAUUGAGUUACGAGAUGCAGGAACAGCAACCAGCUUAUGACAGCAAUUCAUUGUUUGGUAAAACCAUCUUCAUUUUCAUCUGUUUUCGAAGUUCAGCAUAAGGAAAAAGCUAACCACUCUUCAUAUUUAUCCUAGCAGUCAAGCUUAAACUAAUGUUAUCUCAUCCUCCACUCAUCUCCAUUUCCAGUUGCACCACCUGUCAAAUAAUAUCCGCAAUAUUUAUCAAAAUUACUAUUUCUUUUUCAGGUGAGAUUGGAGGCAACAUGGGAUUAUUCCUUGGUUGUAGCCUGCUGACUGUUUGUGAAUUUUUCGACUUUUUUAUCGGUUUGUUGGCAGCACGAAGACGCCAAUUAUUUAAUUCAACUCAUCCUGCCUAA